AAAAUGAUAGAGUUUACAACAAUUACAAGCGUUUAAAUGACAGAGAAGAAUAAAAUCCUCCCAAAUUGAUUUUAUAGAAAUUCCUUUUCUGUAUCUGCUUAAUUUGAAUAUCUCAAGAUGUCAAGACAAGCCAGUCGAGCAAGUGAUCCUAGGAAAGUGAAUGGUGAAUUAUUCACGCUCACUUACGGUGCCCUAGUUGCACAGUUGUUAAGAGACUUUGAAGAUGAUGAAGAAGUUAACAAACAGCUAGAGAAAAUGGGAUAUAAUAUUGGUGUGAGGCUGAUAGAGGACUUUUUAGCUAGAUCUAACUCUGGGAGAUGUAAUGAUUUCCGGGAGACGGCAGAUGUUAUUUCAAAGAUGGCUUUUAAGAUGUACUUAGGUAUAACACCUGUUGUGAGUAACUGGAGCGCAGCUGGUGACGAAUUCUCUCUUCUCAUAGAAAAUAAUCCAUUGAUUGAUUUUGUAGAGCUUCCUGAUGGUCAUAAUGCAUUAAACUAUUCUAAUUUACUGUGUGGUGUAUUAAAAGGUGCACUUGAAAUGGUCCAAAUGGAAGUAGAUGUCAAAUUUGUACAGGACCAAUUGAAGGGCGAUAGUGUCACAGAACUAAGACUGAAAUUUGUGAAAAGACUAGAAGAUGCCGUACCAGUGGGAGAAGACUAGUUUUAAUAUUCAGCUAAUCAGUGCGGUGUUUAAAUGAUGUUUUAUAUUGUGUGUAUGUUUAAUCAUUGAUAUUUGUAUAUGAAGAUGAAUUUUUGACAAGGAAGGAAGAGUGGUUGCUGAUUAAUGGGAUCAACAUUAAUUCAUAACAACUUCUUCACUGACCAUAUUUACAUGUACUUUGUAAACUUUAUUUGUUAACAAAUGAAAAGUAAUUUUUUGUAGGUAUUCGGUAUUGUAAACAGUAUUUUCUUAUCUAUUAUCUGUCUGUCUGUCUGUUUGUCUUAAAGAUUUCACUUAUAGAAGCAAGUCUCUGCUAAUUAUUUUCACUGUUUUCAUGUUUCUUUAUAGUUUAUAUUAUAUUCUGAUACAAGUCUAAACUUUAUGAAAUACAUAUAUAGAUAAUAAUGAAGCAUAUAACACAAAAUACAUUGUAUUUAAUACUGACAAGGAAGGUUUCAAACUUGGUGUACCUGUUCAUGAUUAAAUUUUUUAUUAUCAAAGUUGGAAUGUAUUUAAAAGUAAUUCAUUUUUGCUCAGUCAUGCCUAUUUUCUUGCUUAAAAAUUUCUUGGUCACUAUUUUUGUUAAGGUACAUUUCUUAACAGUUAUCUUAGAUAUCCACUUCAAACUUAAGACACUUGUUCACUUUCAAAGUAUUUUAGUUCUUUUUAUAUUGAGAAUGAUUUCCUAAUUUUUAAGAAACUGUUCGAGAUAUUCAUUUCAAACUUGUUAAUUGUCAAAGGCAGGUGAAUCUGUCGCACACUUUUGCAGCAUUACGUCCCUUUUUCUACUUUUCUUUCAACUAUCCAGCUCUGCGAAAAAUUGAGUGAAUUGACCUCAGGUAGUAUAUUAUUCAUAAGUAUAGAUAAUAUCAGCUUGGAAACUUUGAAUACAUAUGCUUUAACACAACCAUCAACUAAGUGUAUUGGCAAAAGUAACUCUGUCGGGAGGUUUUUCUGAAUCAUGCAUAUUUAAAAAAAAAAAGGGUUUUUAUUCAACUUUCAGAGCAUGACAAGCUCUUGUUACUUCUGAUUUGAGUACAUUUUGUACAUGAACGUGUUAUUUUCACUUGUUCUGAGUAUCUCUUUUAUUUGUAUUCAAAUAAGACAUUUAUAUUCAUUCAGCAAUUUUUAUUUGUCAUAACAUAUACCCUGUUGGUAGCAAAAGUGAUAAGCACUGUCAGGCCAGCCUGUGCAUCCAUGAUGUCUGACAAGGCUCUAUAUUGUUGGUAGCUUGAUGUUGGUAUUUUGAUAUUAAAACCCAUUCACUUUUAUUGGAUUGUUCCAAAUUCAUGGUUAGGUAAAUCCAUUACACGGAUUCAGUAUGUUAAGGAUUAACACCAAUUUUUUCAGUAUAGUUAAGUGAAAUAUAUGUAAUUCACUAGUAGUUCAUGGACAAUGAAACAUUCCAUAUUAGCUAUGUUCAAUAUUGGGGGAAUGUAUUAAACAAACAUGUUUCUAAAAUGAUAGAAUUGUGCAUUGAAUUUCUUUCUGCAUUUGUUUUUCACAACAUUUGUCCAUUUCUUAAUGAUAUACAUCUGGGACAAUAGAUAAAGUUAUCUUUUGUACCAGUAUACAUGUAGUAAUAUUGUAGUCUGUUGUUAUGAUUGACAUUAUACUGAAUGAGUAAAUGAGCCGUGUCAUGACAAAACCAACAUAGUGCGUUUGCGACCAGCAUGGAUCCAGAUCAGCCUGCGCAUCCGCGCAGUCUGAUCAGGAUCCAUGCUGUUCGCUACCAGUUUCUUUAAUUGUUAUAGGGUCUGUAAGCGAACAGCAUGGAUCCUGAUCAGACUGCGCGGAUGCGCAGGCUGGUCUGGAUCCAUGCUGGUCGCAAAGCCAUUAUGUUGGUUUUGUCAUGACACGGCUCAAAUGAUCUAAACCCAAGUGUCCAGUUGUCUGUUUUUAACAAAUGUUUAAACAAGUAACUUUGCACAAGUACUUUGAAUUUCACUUUUAGAUAAAAUGUAGAAUUGUUGUAUUACUGUUAAUUACAAUCAUGAAUUAGCAAAUGAUUCUCUCGUUUGUCAUUAUCUUUGUUUUACAAAAAUAAAUAGGUAUUUCAAACCUCGAUUAGUUAAAGAUAUGUUUCCAUCUUGUUAAAUGGGAUAUGUGAUGAAGAUAUUAUAUUAUAAGGUUUCAAAUGUAAUUACAGAUGAAGUUUUGUCCUCUUCAAUCACUUACUUUGAUUUUUUUAAAUGUGUAUUUGCUAAUACUUCCGCUGUUCAGGAGUGCAUUUUUUGACAGAUUAUUAUUUAUGGUUAUAUUAAUUUGUUAUGUGCAAUAUGUGAAUAAAUGAAACUAAAAUAAA
Messenger RNA from Ruditapes philippinarum (Manila clam), 2965 nucleotides. Its product is annotated as trafficking protein particle complex subunit 3-like. Gene Ontology annotation, cellular component: TRAPP complex; cytosol; cis-Golgi network membrane. The transcript is spliced from 5 exons. NCBI's taxonomy places the organism in Eukaryota, Metazoa, Mollusca, Bivalvia, Venerida, Veneridae. Bases 118 to 660 code for a protein of 180 amino acids. The record is from RefSeq and is a predicted model, not a curated record. Gene Ontology annotation, biological process: endoplasmic reticulum to Golgi vesicle-mediated transport; intra-Golgi vesicle-mediated transport.